AUGACUGAAGGGACAGGCAAAGUGGCGCCCUCACCACCUAUCGAAGAUGUCUCGGUCACUCAGAAGAUGUUAUCAGCGACUGCUGGGAGUCUCUUGACUUCACUACUGGUAACCCCUCUUGAUGUUGUUCGUGUCCGUCUACAAUCGCAAACACACUCUCCCAGAAUGACUGCGGUGCAAGGUCUGCCUACGCCUUCAGCAGUGCAAUUCAAUAAUCUACCCUCAAACAUAGGAAUCUCGACCUGCUGUCGAGAAGUAUUCUGGAUGGGAAACAACGCUGAGUUCUGCGUAGCUGGACCGACAGUGGCCCCGAAUACUCCUGGCGUCGCAUGUGCCGCUGAGGAGGUGCGGUCGAAACACUUUACGAGCACCUUUGAGGGCUUGACGAAGAUUGCUAGGAAUGAGGGACCGACCACAUUAUGGCGCGGAUUGUCACCAACUCUCGCAAUGGCCAUUCCUGCAAACGUUAUAUAUUUUGCUGGAUAUGACUGGUUGCGAACAUCACCACAGUCACCCAUCAAUCAUCGUAUACCGGACAUGUACGCGCCUCUGGUUGCAGGGUCUACUGCUCGUAUACUGGCAGCGAUCGUGGUGAAUCCUAUCGAGAUGUUCAGGACUCGGAUGCAAGCUGCAACGCACGUCAAGACAUCUGCUGGAUACUUUCGCGAAACGAUGCAUAAUAUGAGGAGCAUGGUCGCAAAAGAAGGCCCAACGAGUUUAUGGAGAGGCCUUACUUUAACCCUAUGGCGAGAUGUGCCCUUCUCUGCAUUCUAUUGGUGGGGCUAUGAAACUGGACGAAACGCUCUAACCGACAUACGAGGGCGCGCUCAAGCAAAAGCCGACGGACGUGACUUUAUCAGAGGCUCUGGCGACGCUAGAGUACGGCGGAGGAGCGAGUCCAGAGGGCACCAGAAUCACAGCACCACACUUGUAGACAGUUUUAUCGCUGGUGGCACUUCUGGUGCGAUUGCUGCUUUCGUAACAACCCCUUUCGAUGUCGGCAAGACACGUCAACAGGUUUACAAGCAUUCAACUGAAGACGCAUCAGCUGCGGCAAGUUCAUCGGCAUCGAAGUUUGUCCGACCCGAGGAGCGAUCUAUGCCACGAUUUCUGCUGCACAUAUUCCAGGAACAGGGCCUCUCGGGCUUGUUCAGGGGCUGGGCGGCGAGAUGUCUCAAGGUUGCGCCUGCGUGUGCGAUCAUGAUAAGUAGCUACGAGGUUGGCAAGAAAAUGGCCAACAAGGUCAACGAGCGUCGACACGACGACUGA
Pseudovirgaria hyperparasitica is the source of this 1269-nucleotide messenger RNA. RefSeq names its product mitochondrial carrier. The coding region runs from base 1 to 1269 and encodes 422 amino acids. The transcript has 2 exons. The record is from RefSeq and is a predicted model, not a curated record. NCBI's taxonomy places the organism in Eukaryota, Fungi, Ascomycota, Dothideomycetes, Acrospermales, Acrospermaceae. Gene Ontology annotation, biological process: mitochondrial transmembrane transport.